AUGUCGACGUUGCGAGAAGAGAACAGACUGUGGCAACAAAUCAAACAAUUGCAGUACAUACCAAAGGAGAAUCGUAACGAGUACAACUAUCGUACUCCUUUACUUACGUUGAUUGAGAAGGUGUUUGUGACGGAUUUACAAUUUGCAUUUGAACAACAUGCUGAUCUAUUGUAUUUUAAUGUAUUGAGAGAGCAAAUUGAUCUCUUCAAAAAACAAACACCAAUGAAAAGCAACGAAAGAAUGCUCAAAACGCAGAUGUACACCGCAAUCUAUGAAAGUCUUGGUGAGCUGGCUAAUUUGAGUGUAGUCGUUCAAGAUAAAUAUGGUUUUGCGAUCAACGAUGUGCCUAUGAUCUCGUCGAUGUGUCCUCACGCCAUUCGUUUGCCUUCAUCGUCGUCAUCAGCUCCGACCUCUGAUCCCGUGAACUCAUCGCCUCCUCCCCGUCUAUCACCACUCCUCAUCGCUCGUUUCUCGCAUUUCAUUUGUAUUCGUAUGGGUGAUCUGUUCAGAUAUUUGGGCGAUACUCAAAUGGCUCGUGAAUUAUACACGUGUGCAUUUCGUGCGAAUCCGGAUGAUGGUCAAUCGUGUAAUCAGGUGUUAACUGCCACAAUUAUUGCACUGGUGGAGAGUAUCGAGAAGCAUUACUUAGAAGCGUUGUAUUAUCACGUUCUCGCGAUGAAUGCUCGCGAAUCGUUCACACCAGCUUCGGCGAAUAUCGAGCAAAUUUUCAAUAAAUUUGCGUCGAUCAAUAUUGAAGACGAUAAUAAUGAUUACGAUUCAGUUUUUCUCAAAGUGAUCGGCAGAUGUCAUAGUUUGAGUUCAUUAGAUAAGAAUGUGUUCGAACGAAUGCAUGAAUCGCUGAGAGAUUCAAAACGCAAAAUUGAUUACUCGACAAAACUGCGGAUGUAUUUCGUUAUAUUAGUAUCAGUUUGGUAUCAGCUGGGUGUAUCGCAAGACGAAGUGAAGUGUUCGAAUUAUAUUGUCAAUAUUAUCACUGAUCAUUUCAGUUUUCUGUUACAACUUUCACUUAUGGAAGAUCAAGCAACGGAAAUUAAGCAACAACUGUUGUCAACGUUAUGGAUUCAUGUGAGUUGGAUCGAAACGAAGAAAAUUUCUCUGGUGAAUCGAAUAGCGGAUGAUUUGAAGUGGAUACGUAAUUUAGCAUGCCUGAUCGAUGAUUACGAUCCCAACCUCACGUUAAAGUGUGAAAAUAUUCAUUUCGUACCGCUAUCCUUCUUGGAUUACGAAAGGGCAUCGGUUGAAUCGCUCGUCUCUCGACUUACCAUAAUUCUAUUGAGAACACUCAAAUCGUAUCGAAUCUCUGAUUUACCCAACGAGCACUUCACUGCAUUUAUUGACGCGCACUCUUCGUCGUUCGCCGAGCGUCGCCGACAGCGAGUCUCACGUACUGCUGCAGUGCUAUCAUCUAUUUAA
Messenger RNA from Anisakis simplex (herring worm), 1434 nucleotides. The record is from the annotation of a GenBank genome assembly. Lineage: Eukaryota; Metazoa; Nematoda; Chromadorea; Rhabditida; Anisakidae.